This is a messenger RNA of Scatophagus argus, 2466 nucleotides long. RefSeq names its product nudix (nucleoside diphosphate linked moiety X)-type motif 19 (gene nudt19). The record is from RefSeq and is a predicted model, not a curated record. Bases 181 to 1359 code for a protein of 392 amino acids. Gene Ontology annotation, molecular function: hydrolase activity, acting on acid anhydrides, in phosphorus-containing anhydrides. The transcript is spliced from 3 exons. Gene Ontology annotation, cellular component: mitochondrion. NCBI's taxonomy places the organism in Eukaryota, Metazoa, Chordata, Actinopteri, Scatophagidae.
CCACAGCGCUGGGGUCAUUCAGCCUGUAGGUGGCGAUAGCAGCUCGUGGCGGCUGUGCUCGUGUCCCCACGUCACUUCCACCAAAACAAAUGAGGCCAGACAGUCGGACUGACUAACCAAGGACUGUAGCUUAGUAGUAGCAUUGAGUGAAAAGUAAGAAAACACGGUCGUGCUUUCAGGAUGAACACCUCCCUGAAGCACUGGAAGGAGGCGGCCACUCUUAUUUUAGCCGCGGGCCACAGACUGGGAACGGACAGUUUAUCAUCAAGGACAGCGCUGCCAGCCGCUCCACGCUCACCUCUGGACAGCAACAGCAAUGGACGGUCACACCUGCCGCACAAGUCCUGCUUUGAUUACGACGUUUUAAUGCUCAAACGUAGCAGUAAAAGUGGAUUCAUGCCCAAUGCUUAUGUGUUUCCCGGCGGUAUGGUGGACUCCUCGGACUUUUCAAGUGACUGGCUGGACAUUUUCAAAUCUUUCAGGAACUUUCCCAGUUUUGGCUUGAGAAGUGUUAAACAGCCGGCGGACACCAGACCUCCAAUCUUCGCCACAGACCGAUUAAAAUUGGGCUCUCCUAUCCCAGGGGAGGUCGCCUUCCGGAUCUGCGCCUUGAGGGAGACAUUUGAGGAGUCUGGAGUGCUCCUGGUUGUCUCUAAAUCGGAGGAGAAGAGGUGUUCCUCUGAUCAAGUCCUGCAUAACAAAGCAAACGAGCUGUGCAGUAAUGAACUGACCAAGUGGAGGGCUCUGGUAAACCAGAACCCGUCCAACUUCAUCAGGAUGUGCAGAGAGUUGGAGGUGUUGCCAAACAUCUGGGCUCUUCACGAGUGGGGCAACUGGCUGACUCCCGCAGGCCCAUACGGAGGGACGAGGUUUGACACAGCUUUCUUCAUCUGCUGCCUGCAGGAGAUCCCACACACGCUUCAAGAUGAAAAGGAAAUAGUGCGCUUUCAGUGGUCCACACCCGCGGAGGUCCUGCAGAGCUACUGGGCACGGAAGAUGUGGAUCGCCCCUCCACAGUUCUAUGAGCUGAGCCGAAUGUGCCGCUUCCCUUUGCUGAGGGACCUCCACAACUUCUCCAGCCAACGUGCCACGGAGGGCUGCGAACAGUGGCUGCCCGUCAUCAAAAAAGAUGAGCACCCCAUAUCGCUGCUGCCAGGUGACAAACUGUACCCGUUGGACACGUCAGGAGAGGCUCAGGGGGACUCUCAGCUGGAGGAUUCUCGCCAUUCUGGACUGCACCGCAUGUUGCUCUUAGAUUCAUACACUAUAAAUCUACAGAUCACUAUCACGCCCAAGUAUAGUCAUCUGCUCCCUGUUGUAGGGCAAGCCUUUCCACAUGACUCAAACAGUCAGCCUUGACUUGUCCCAAGUCGGCAAGCAUUCUGACUUGUCAGGAAAAGCACAAGUGUUAUUGAUAGCGUGAACUGUAGCUUCCGGGAGACCUUGGUGGCCUUGUGACUACUAGCAGGGCCUGUUGGUGGACUACUUUAACUCAUGAGCCUUUCUCUCUGCUGUUCUGUUCGCUGUCUCAUUUUUUUCACCAGCGUGUAACAUUUUUUUAGAGGGUAUUGGGCAUGUAAAAUAAAGCAACACAUACAAGCUUACUAAGGGUCAGCAAACUUGCUGUUUUUUUAGUUUGUGCCCGUGACUGCUUUGUCAUGCUGUCUGGAAAGCACUGUUGUUUUACUCCAAGGUUAAGUAAAAAUUAAUGGCCCAAAAUAGCCAAUAAGCUAUAUGAUAACAUCUUUUGUUUUUGACUGUAAAGAUCAUCAUUGCAGAGACCUUAGUGGAGAUCUUAGUAUGCGGAGAUCUUGUGUGUCAUCAGAGUGUGACAUUGAGCCAACAUGUACAACACCAGGACCAUGAAAGUGAGGCAGGUAAAUGGAAUUCAGCCAUCAUUAAUAUUAGAAUGUCCGCCUUUGAUUUUCUGACUGUGACAUGUCAAAAUAUCUUCAGUGGAACAGGGAUAGGUGUUUCAUUGUAAAUGACAAACCUAGAUUUGUUAUCUUUGUAGGAAACCUGGUCUUCCUCUGACUGUAUUAAUAAGUGUUAGGGUUUCCUUGUGUUCUUCCAUCGGACUGUCACAAUCAUUGUCCUCAGGUCUAGAGAGGUCUAUCCCGACAAAUUUGUAGUUAAGAAAAAUUAAGCGAUUUCUGAUGGCCUUCUUGUACACAGGACAUCCAGAUGCUCAUUUUAUUUGCAGCACACUCUAAGUGAGGAGGCCACGGUUCAGAAGUAGUUUGUGUGGGUGUGUUUGUGUGUGUUGUGAAGGUCCCCCUCAGGAGUGCAUAUGUCAGUGGUGGAAGCACUGCAGGGCUUCCAUCCUUUCUCCUUUGGGUGCCUUCCCUGCUCGCAGCAGUGUCCUUCAUGGCAAACUGAUACCUCAUAAGAAAUAAUCUCUGUUUGUACCCGGUGUCUGACAUUUAUGAAUUCAUGCAUUAUUAAACAGUUCUACUUAUUCAUGAA